Molecule: messenger RNA, 633 nt
Organism: Panicum virgatum (switchgrass)
Lineage: Eukaryota; Viridiplantae; Streptophyta; Magnoliopsida; Poales; Poaceae
Exons: 2
Coding region: 1-633 (210 amino acids)
Source: RefSeq, a predicted model, not a curated record
AUGACCGGGCCCGCCCAGGAAGAGCUCAAGGAAAUCGUCGAAAAAAAACUGAGUGCUCACGGCUACACCAACAUGAAAGGCGGCCUCGAGACCGGCCUCCAGGUCCUCGACGGCCGCCAGCACAAGAGCAGCCGCAUCUCCAGCAUCGUUCUCAUGUCUGAUGGGAAGGAGUACCCAACAAGUGGUGCUAGAGAUGUGGAUGUCAGCGGUGUGGCGGUAUACACGUUUGGUUUUGGUGAAGACCACGACGAGAAGCUGCUGGGGGCGAUCGCGAACAAUAGCCACGGAGGAACAUUUCUUUACGUCAAGGACGAGGAGAGCCUUACCGGGCGCUUCGCGGAGAUCCUGGGUGGCCUCCUCGGCGUCGUGGUCCAGAACCUCAAGCUCACCGUGUGGCAGCAGCAAGGACACUCCACCAUUGAGAAGGUGGACGCCGGGAGCUACCCCCAGAAUGUGGACGAGAACGUCCACUCAGUCACCGUCAGCUUCGGCGAUCUCUUCAGCGGCGAAUUCCGCAAGGUUAUCAUCCACCUCCUCCCCGCCGUCGACAGGGAGUACCGUGCGACAGCCAUCAUCGCCGCCCAAUGCUCGUAUAGGUACAAGUCCCAACUUGACAUUCGUUUAUCGAUCUAG